Molecule: messenger RNA, 1203 nt
Organism: Aspergillus pseudonomiae
Lineage: Eukaryota; Fungi; Ascomycota; Eurotiomycetes; Eurotiales; Aspergillaceae
Exons: 4
Coding region: 1-1203 (400 amino acids)
Source: RefSeq, a predicted model, not a curated record
AUGGACUUCCUGAGCCGCCAAAAGGGACUCUGCUUGAAACGGCUUCAUGCACCAAAGGCUUUGCUAUCGAACAUUGGGCUUUGCAAUGACUAUCUCACAGUACUGAGAAGAGGAGAGAGCCUUGCACAGUACUUGGGAGAGAAGUUGUUCAUCAACUACAUGGAAGAGAGACUCAACAAUCUUCUCAACUCUUCAGAUCAUCCUAUUUCCAUCCAUGACAGUGAAGGACGGGCCAAGCAUGUUAGGUGGGCCUACCUCUUACGCCACCUGGAAGCUGAUCAAUUCGAAGAAGAAGAUGGUGGUAUAUAUCGCUACUCUGUUUCGGGACACACUAUCAAACUGCCCGAAUAUACUUACCAAAUGAUCCGAUGCGGAAUUCUUCAACAGUUCCUCGAGCCAUGGCCAAUAUUGGAAGAUGUGCAGAAGGAACUGGACACUACUGAUCAGACUUUUGUCACUGCACUGCAUUGGUAUGACGAGCUUUCACAAGCCCGUGAGAGAUUCGGCACCCUGCUGCACGAGUUGCAUAAACGACGUGAUAUACUCCGUUCAGUGUUGCGAGUCACAGCAGUGGAUAGGCCGAGCAAAAGAUUUCUGGCGGCCGCGGAGCUGUCAAAUGCUAAGUCCCAUGAAAUGCAGCCAAUACCAGAGGACGCUGAAGGCUACAAACUCCUCGAUACCGAGGUGCAUCGACGUGAUGAUGGCCAAAACAGCCUUAGCUGCCAGUCGCAAGCUACCCCGGACUUGGCAAUCCGUAUUUUGGAUGAAAGCCCUCGGGUAGAGCAACUAUAUUCAUUGGAGCAGCUGGACACCGUGUCUAGUCAUCAGUUGGUUGAAGAAAAUAAUAUCUUUUCAAAUCAGCAUAAAGGCCAGAAGGAAAGUCCACCUAAUCGUGGCCGAUACUAUACGCAAAGCCUCAAUUCAUAUUCAAGGCAGAUUUCGAGACAAAAGAGGAGGAAUAAGUAUGCAGAACAGGAACUGAAGCACGCUACCUCGCAACCACCUCUUUCUGUACAUCAUUGGAAGUCGUGGUUCCAUAUGGACAUGGCCAAACUCAGUGUCGUCGUCAACACCAUUUUCCGGCGCAAUCUCAUCCAGAUGGGUCUCCUCUUCGUCAAGGACGUGUUGGACUCCCGCGCCGAGGUUGAGAAGAUCGUGACCCGUGCCAAGAACGUCUCCCCGUCGGAUGAGAGUGAGACAUAG